GUAGAAAUGGCACACGGAAGGAAGUUAAGCAUCAGUGCGGCGGUAAUGGUGGUCUCGAGUCUGGUGACGGUUUGUUCCGGUUCGGCCAUACCGAUGUGGGAGUUUUUGAGCCGUGGCGAAAAGAUGUCACAUCUGUACACAAUGUUCGCCAAGCAGGUGUCGAGCUACUGCAAAAACUCGCAAGACAUGCCGACCAACAUGUGCAAGCGGAAUCUGCUGAUGUACGGUAUCAACAAGCUGCAGGACAUGAACGAAUCGCAUCUGGACUCGAUGGACCCGUACCAGCGUGGCGCUACUGAUAUAAUCUGGGACGCCAUGAUGGAUGGACACACGAAGAAUGGCAAAAAGAAAACCCAAACCACAGCAGCGCCUGCCUACAUCAUGAGCGAACAGUUCGAGCACAAUCCACUCUUCGACGAUCCGGCACCAUCGGAUGACGUUCGCAAGAGUGGCGGUAGCAUCAGCAAGUACGGUAUGGAUUAUGACUAUGGCAAUGGGCCUACUGGACAGGAGAUGCAUUACUCCGAACCGCAGAACCAUCUGCCCCAGGAAGCGUCUACCAACGUUGACUACAGCUAUCAGUACGAACCGGCCGCUUCGGCACACUUCAACAAUCUUGCUCCGUACGAGCAGACGAGCAACUAUCUAACCGGUCCAAUGGUGGUGCGUCUGCGUCCUGAUGGUAGCCCGGUAGAGGACGACAAGGUGCAAUCGACACCGGCCGUUCCCAAGGACGAUGACAUCAAGGAGAUGACGCUCGGCAAGGAGAAGAUGCCCAGCUUCCAGCAGAUCUACGACAGUCUGAAGCAGAACGAGGAACAUCAUCUUCCGUCGACGGUAGCACCGAUCACGACGACGACGACGACGACGGUUGCUCCGCCAGCGUUGCCAGUCGUUGCGCCCACACAGCAAGUGUUUGCCUACGUUCAGCGUCUGCCCAACUACCUCCGAUCGUACCGUACCGCUUACCGGGUGUACAACGCGCACUAAGCCGCAUCUUCGCCGCCCGUGGUGGUGAUCGAAAGCUGAAUGUGAUUUUAAUUAAUUAACUCAACCUAAAACCGACGAC
Molecule: messenger RNA, 1069 nt
Organism: Anopheles maculipalpis
Lineage: Eukaryota; Metazoa; Arthropoda; Insecta; Diptera; Culicidae
Gene: Reg-5
Product: rhythmically expressed gene 5 protein
Exons: 3
Coding region: 7-990 (327 amino acids)
Source: RefSeq, a predicted model, not a curated record